This is a messenger RNA of Durusdinium trenchii, 957 nucleotides long. The record is from the annotation of a GenBank genome assembly. NCBI's taxonomy places the organism in Eukaryota, Dinophyceae, Suessiales, Symbiodiniaceae.
AUGGGACGUGUGAAGAGCUACAACACCCGGAAGGGUUUUGGCUUCAUCAUGGUCCCGGAGUUCCCACGGGACGUCUUUGUCUACAACUCCCACCUCAUUGGUCGUAUAGGUUUGCUGCCCGGCGAGCCCGUGCUGUUCGACCUCGUCGUGGAGGGAGGCCGCCCCCAGGCACGAAACGUCAAGGUGACCGGCGAUGCGACCCCGGUAGAGCAAGAGAACUCGGCCGAAAACCUGGCGACCAUUAAGAAGGUGAUUGCAGAGCAGAUGCCGCACCUGCAGCCAGCACCUGGAGGUCAGUCCAUGCGAGACUACACGCUGGCGAUGGCAGCGGCAGCAGCUGAGGUGCCAACCACAAUGCCAGCGGGUGCGCAAGCGAAGAGUCCUGAGGAGUUGUUGAAAGAGCAGAUCCGGAAGGACGUAAGUGAACCUUUGAACCAAAUCAACUUCCAAAUCACCUACUCCGGGCCGGAGGUGCCGAUUCCGAGGUCUGAUCCUGGUGGCAACAUUCUGAAUGGCCUCGAGCUUGGUUGGACAGGGCGGAGCAGCAAGAUCAAGGUGGUGGAGUUUCCCGCCCCAGACGUCAAUGGCUGCCGGGAGCUUGGCGCGCUUGGCAGCGGGGCGGGGCCGGAGGGCCAGAGCAUCGGAGGGAAGGAACGUGGUGUGAAAGUCGUGCGGAAGAAGAAGCGCCCGGAUCGGAGCGAGGCGGCUGCAAGCUCCUCAUCGGCCCUGCCCGAGCCAGUGCCCGUGGUGCCUGGAAUCGAGUCGGGAGAAAGGCGCCAUUGUCAGUGGCUGAACGUCAAGCGAGAUGCUCGGUUUCGGGAAGACCCGCAAGAAGUGGCGCCGACCCGCAGCAAAGUGAACAAGAUGGAGGAAAACGUCCAGUCGUUGGCCAAAAAGCCGGAUGUGCAGAUGUCAGACCUUCUCCUCAAGGUGCUUAACAACAUGAAAAAGAAGUGA